AUGAUGAGGCUCACAGCCAAGGCUGCGGCGCCGUCAUGGCACUUGCUGCUGAUGUCCCUUCUAUGGGUGUUGGCGCUCGCAAAGGACGGCCCGAAGCUCUCAGUCACAAAGUUCGACCACCCUCCAUUGGGCCUUGCCUACUUCGAAGACAGCGACAUAGUUGUCUUCCACGACGUCGAUGCAGGCAUCAUUUAUCGAUCAAGCGAUGCCGGUGCCAAUUGGUCCAAGGUCAAGGCAAUUCCCGAAGGCGAUGCCUUUUUGCUCGCUACGCAUCCUUACGAUUCCAAACUCGCCUAUGCCCUGACGCUGGGUAAGACGCACUAUAAGACAGAGGACCAAGGCGAGACCUGGUCCAAGUUCGAGACCCCGGCUGUCCCCAGCCGAUUUCAGCCCGAGAUCUUGGUAUUCCACGCAGAAGAUCCGAAGCGAGUCAUCUUCAACGGCAUGGAGUGCGAUGGCAUCUUUUGCGACGAGCAAGCCUCUUAUACCACAGACAACUUCAAGUCGGUCGAACUGCUCCGUGCCUUCACAGCUGGCUGUUGGUGGGCGAAGCUAUCUCCCGAGUUCACCACUGGCGAUAAAGAUCUAGAUAAGAAGAGAGUGCUCUGUAUCAUCAAGGAUCCCUUCUCCCUCUUCGUGGAAGAUCAGAGACUCGUCAUCUCCGACGAUUUCUUCGCCGUAGUGAACAAAGAGGUUCAGGAAUUCGAGCCCAACAUGGACACCAACAAGGGAGUGGGCGGCGUGGCCAACAUUGCUGUCGUCAAGAGCUACCUCCUUGUUGCUACCUCGUCCUUCCAGAGCGACGAGAUGGCCUUGUACGUCACCGACGACACUCUCAAAUGGCACCGCGCCAUGUUCCCGACCAGCGACAACCACGACCACUCGCACCAGAUCAACCAAGAGGCAUACACUGUUCUAGAAAGCACAAACUACAGUAUCCAGAUUGACGUCUUGACCUCCUCACCCUCAAAUCCCAUGGGUGUUCUUUUCACAAGUAACUCCAAUGGCACAUACUUUACUGAGAACGUCCCUUACACCAAUCGUAACGGCAAAGGACAUGUCGACUUUGAGAAAGUCCAUGGCAUCCAGGGAGUAUUCAUCGUCAAUGUGGUAGAGAAUGGUCCUGAUGUCGACAAGAAGGGUGCCGAGAAACAGGUUGUUACCCAGAUCUCCUUUGACGAUGGCAGGACCUUUGAGUCCCUCAAAGCCGAUGGCGACAAGAUCCACCUCCACUCAGUCACCGAAAUGGAUAACACUGGGAGGGUCUUCACGAGCCCAGCCCCCGGCCUUGUCAUGGGCAACGGAAAUACAGGCAAGGCUCUCGGCAAGUUUGCAGAUGCCAAUCUGUAUGUCUCAGAUGAUGCCGGUAUCACGUGGAAGGAGGCCUUGAAAGGACCUCACAAGUACGAAUUCGGCGACCAGGGAUCGAUUCUUCUUGCCGUCAAGGAUUCCAGAAAGGAUGAUAUUUCUGAAAUAUCGUAUUCCCUGGACCAUGGCGAGCACUGGGAAUCAGUCGCUCUGCCAGACAAGCUCGCUGUCAAACCAGCGAUCCUUACAACGACGCAAGACUCAACCAGUCUCAAGUUUCUCCUCAUUGGUGAAAAGGACAGAGCCUACCAUAUGAUCGCUAUUGACUUUGGAGCUAUGGACAAGCGGACUUGCGAGGAUAAAGAUCUCGAGGACUGGCAUGCCCGCGCGGACGAUGAUGGGAAGCCAACUUGUAUCAUGGGACACAAGCAGACGUACCGCCGCAGAAAGAAGACGGCUGAUUGCUUCAUCAAGAGCAACUUCAAGGAUCCCGUUCCCAUCACUGAGGACUGCGAGUGCUCUGAUGCGGACUUUGAGUGUGAUUACAACUUUAGGAGGGACCCGGAGGAUAACAAAGUAUGCAAGAAAGUCGGUCCACUGCCGGCUCCAGAUGGUGCCUGCAAGGACAAGUCCGCAACCUUCAAGGGCUCUUCUGGCUGGAGGCUCAUCCCGGGUAACACUUGCAAACGGACCAAGGGCGAACAGAAGGACGAUCCGGUCGAGCGCAAGUGCGAGGAUGCCACCGUUCCGUCGGUUCCAGGAACCCCGGCAAAUGGGGGAGAAGUGACUCACAAACAAUUCAUUUUCGACACCAAGCUUCAGGAUUUCCAGAAGAUCUACCUCGACAGGAGUGAUUCCAGUCAGUCCGAUGACGAAACCCUGUGGCUAUCUAGUGAUCAUGGCAAGAGCUUCAAACGCAUCCUGGAGGGCGAGAAGAUCCAGGGCAUUUAUCCCCACCUAUUCCUCAAAGAUCUGGUUUACUUCACUACCGGCAGCGACAAGGUCAUUUAUACUCUUGACCGUGGCAAGAGCUUCCACAGCUUCAAAGCACCAACGGACCCCGGUGAUAGAUUCCCGCUGAGCUUCCAUCCAGACAAGAGAGACUGGCUCAUCUGGGUUGGCCAGACCUGCGACAAAGUUGGAGGCAAAGAAACCUGCUUUCCCGAGGCGUCCAUCUCGAUUGAUCGCGGCGAUAACUGGAAGACAAUGCUCCGUUUUGCGGAGAGAUGUGAGUUCACUGGCCACUCGGCAUACAAAUUCCGGUCGCAGAAGCAAGUCAUCUGUCUUGCUAGAGAAGAAGAGAACAGCGAUGCGCCGUUGACCAUCAUGACCAGUGAUGACUUCUUCCAAGAGGACAAGGCCAUCUUCAAGGAUUCCGUUACCAAUUUCGCAACCAUGAGCGAAUUCAUUGUUGUGGCCGGUAGAGAUCCAGAAACCGAAGAUAUGCACGCUCUCGCCAGUCUGGACGGCAAGCACUUUGAGAGGGCUCACUUCCCCUACAAUUUCCACGAAGGCCACGAGAACGAGUAUACGCUUCUUGACAGCUCAACCCAUGCCAUUAACCUGUUUGUCCGCACCGAAGGCGGUGCUGACCGGGAGUAUGGCUCAAUCAUCAAGAGCAAUUCCAACGGCACGUCCUAUGUUCUCAGCGCCGCCAACGUCAACUGUAACGAGGAGACAUAUGUCGACUUUGAAAAGGUCGCAGGCCUCGAGGGUGUCGCCUUGAUUAACAUUGUAACAAAUGCCAACAAGGGAGAGAAGACAAAGGACCUCCAGACCAAGAUCUCUCACAAUGACGGCUCCGAAUGGGGUUUCUUGGCCCCGCCCGCCAAGGAUGUGGAUGGAAAGGCCUAUCCUUGCAGUAGCUCCAAGGGAGAUGAGUCUUGUGCCUUGCAUCUCCAUCACUAUACCGAGAGAGAUGACAAGAGAAAGACUUUUGCCGCGGCUACUGCCGUUGGUCUCAUCUUUGGCAUUGGCAACGUCGGGUCCAAGCUUGGCGAGAUUAAAAACGCAGACACAUUCAUGUCCACUGAUGGUGGUGUUUCUUGGAAGAACGUCAAGAAGGGAAGCUGGUCAUGGCAGUAUGGAGACCAGGGCUCGAUCAUCGUGCUGGCACAAAGGUACACGCGUAAUAACCCGGUCAAGUCCCGGUCUAUCUCGUACUCAACAGACGAAGGCAACACAUGGAAGAAUUUGGAGUUUGCCGACUCGGAUGUGGCACUCCUCGACAUCACUACCCUACGGUCCGGCACAUCGCGCAACUUUUUGCUUUGGUGUAGAUCCGGCCGAGGCAAGCUCUUCUCCGUCAACCUCGACUUUAGUGGCUUGGCCGACAAGCCCUGCGAGCACACCAAAGCCAGCGACUCCGAUUAUUACUUGUGGUCUCCCAAGCAUCCCUUGCAGGAUGACGACUGUCUCUUUGGGCACGUCUCCAAGUACCUACGUAAGAAGACUGAUCGCAAGUGCUACAAUAAGCAGAAUCUCCAGCGACUUUACGACCAUGAGGAUUGCGCUUGUAGCCGACGAGACUAUGAAUGUGAUUUCAACUUUGAACUAGAUAACCAUGGCCAGUGCCAGCUGGUCAAUGGCUUCACCCCCCUCACUGGAGACGAUUGGUGUGAAAAGUACCCCAACGAGACAUCAUACUUUGAACCCACGGGUUACCGUAGAGUUCCCUUGUCCACCUGUCGUGGCGGCAACGAGCUCGAUAAGACGUCAACAGAGCAUCCAUGCAAGGGCCACGAAGAAGACUUCAAGAGGAAGCAUGGCACAUCCGGCGUCGUUAUCUUCUUUGCCGUUGUCAUACCGUUUACUCUGGCCGGCAUCAUCGGCUGGUACGUUUACCGCAACUGGAAUGGCAAGUUUGGACAGAUCCGCCUGGGAGAGAACUCGUCGACUUUCGACAGCGACCAGCCCUGGAUCAAGUACCCCAUCAUCGCCGUGUCCGCCGUCGCAGCAGUGGUAGUCUCCCUGCCUGUCAUGAGGAGCGAUGGCAGCUGGUUCUCAAGAGGCGCCAGGAGGUUCACGACACGCGACAGCUUUGCGCGUGGACGCGGCGACUAUUCGAUUGUAGAUGACGAAGGCGAGCUCCUUGGUGAGGAGAGCGAUGAGGAGGUGUAA
Molecule: messenger RNA, 4428 nt
Organism: Trichoderma breve
Lineage: Eukaryota; Fungi; Ascomycota; Sordariomycetes; Hypocreales; Hypocreaceae
Product: sortilin, neurotensin receptor 3, domain-containing protein
Exons: 4
Coding region: 1-4428 (1475 amino acids)
Biological process (GO): Golgi to endosome transport; Golgi to vacuole transport; protein targeting to vacuole
Cellular component (GO): membrane; Golgi apparatus
Molecular function (GO): protein binding
Source: RefSeq, a predicted model, not a curated record